CGGUGUUUCCCUGAGGGCUGCAGCUGCUCUACAUGCAGCCUUCUGCUAGAGCGCCACUGCCUCAGCGGCCCGUGCAGAGAUGGCGAGGAAACCCCGUGGACACGGCACUGCUUUUUCAUGACGGUGUCAUGGAUGAUGAAGACGAUCGUCGUCUUCUGGAUUUUAUUGGUGAUGUGCAAGCUUUGAAUGACUAUCUUCAUGGCUCCAAUGGCAAAUCGAUAGAGGAGGAUGACUUGACAAAUGCAACUUUUGAGUCUGGAAGCUCCUUUUUUACGAAUGAUACGGGUGGCUCAGAUGAAGGGCUAAAAGAUGGCCACAAUCAUUUGGAAGAGUUUGGUGAGGUUGGUGCAUCUGGACUUCAGCUCUCUAGCAGUCUUCAGUUCAUUGAAGAUGAGCUUGAAGGGGGCCUAUCCCCUGGCGAGGUUGACCUUGGUGGUGAGGACCAACCUUUUGACAUACUCCAGAAGUCUCUCCUGGAGGCAGAUAUUACAGAGCAGACACUCGCCCAAGAGGCCUUGUUGGACUCUCAGCCAACCCUAGCGCCUGCCACUAAUACCUUUCCCCAGCAGCUGGUCUCAGGGGUACCUGGAGGUGUUUCAGAAACUGGAGUGGUGGCUCCAAUGCCCCUAGCUGGUGCUCAGCCUCAGGCUUUUAUUCAGCAAGUUCCUCAACUGCCAUUACAAAAUGGACCUGCAGGACACAUUCAGUUUAUGGGCUCCCUUAAUGGUAGCAGCUCUUCUAUGAUGACUUUCAACAGCCUAGAGCGGCCUCAGAUAUUCUUAAGGACUGGUGGAAAUGAAGUAACUGGUAAUACUGGGCAGGGUACAGUGUUUGCUGCUCCUACUCCUGGACAGAUAUCAGCACCCUUUAAUAAAGGGACAAUACCAUUGCAGAAUAUUAUCUUUCAGAGGGCCCCUGUAUCACAGACCUUGGUCAGAUCCAUUCAGCCUAAGGCCCUUCAGACAGGAGGACAAAAUGUGUACAAUAUCAGCAACCUAGGAAUCCAACCCAACACCACUAUGUCAAACCCAGUCAAUAACACCUUCACAGCCAAUGGCUCUCUUCAGGCUUCCCAGCAGGUAAAAGUAGUGAGUCAGGCCACCAACAUUGUAGUACAUUCUCCUUUAGGACAGCAAGGACAGCCACAGACCCAGUCUGGUCUUUCCAAGGGACAGUUUAUAAUACCCACUGGCAACACAGUCCAUGGCAUUCAAGCUGUGAAUGGCCAGGUGCUUCAAACCAACACUCAAGGAGGUGACCCAUCCUUAGCUAGCACUACUACCUAUUCCAUUCUGACUAACCAGAACACAGCUGUGCAAAUUAUUGCUGGACAGAAUUUUGCAGCUGGCGGGCAGCUAAUAGUAAACCAAGGUAUGGUUAGUGCGGGUCAGAUGGGGCAAGCCUCUCCUACAGGGGUAAUGCAGGUUGCCCAGAGACCUGACGUCACAGCCAAGGUUUGGACUGCAAGCGCAUCACCGACGCCAACUGUUGUUCAGACCUUACAGGCGCCAAACCGUCUCACCAUGGUAAACUCCACAACCCAGGCUCUGCCGACUCAUCUGCAAAUAUCUGUCAGCCCAGGGCAAAGGCUUCUGGUGCCAGUAGCACAGAACAACACAAGCUCACAACACAUUGCAGUUCAAAACUUACAGCAUCAGGUACUUCUCACUCAGAAGGAUUCCACGUUACAAAAACAGACAGGACAAACACAAUUGGUUAAUCUUCUUGGUAACCAAAAUGUAAACAGUCCUGCCAACCAGGAAUCUUUAAAGAGACCUGCAAAUCAGCAGCUCAGUAAAGCAGGAAUGUUUCUUGAGCAGCUCAGGAGGGAUCACCUGGGGGUCAUGACUCCAAACCAUUCACCAUUCACUUCAUUAAACGAUGUAGCUCAAAGAUUGUUGCCUUAUCACGUGUUCCAAGGAACACCACCUUGCGAGGAGGAUUUUGCAAAAGUUGAUGAAGACUUUGAGGCUGUUGCCACUCAGGUGUUGCAGAAAACACAGUCAAUGGUGAACAAAUACAGGCGUUUGCUAAUGGUGGAGGCAGAGCGGUGUAACCCAUCAUCAGAAAUAGUCAUGAUCGACAGGACGUUUAACCAAGAGGAACGGAACAACCUGACUCAAGACAAACGGAUGCUUCUUGUAGACCCAGACAGCUUUCUAGAGGAGUUCUGCUGUGGGCCUAAGAAAAAACUUUUGAACACAAAAGGAUCCACAGAUUCAAGUCAUCAUAAAGGGAUUCCCAGUUUAUUGGAGACAUCACCCAGGCAAAACACGACACAUACUGAAGGCGUUGAAGAGAGGACAGGGGGCUCCAUAAAACCUGGUUAUAGGACAGAAGCAUACACACAUGAGGAUCCAGGGGGUGGGGGGCACAAAGAAGCCCCCAUCAAGAUCAGCAUAAACAUUAAGAAAAAGAGGGCCAGUAAUGUCAUCAGUAGCAGCAAUGGCAGUCAGAACCACCAACACGUUCACCCUGCUCAUCACUCAACAUCUCCCAGCCAUUCCCUGCACAGCUCUGAACAGCUCUGUCCCUCAGGACAGGUCCAAUCCACAGCUCAUAGUCAGGUCCAAUCCACAGCUCAUAGUCAGGUCCAAUCCACAGCUCAUAGUCAGGUCCAAUCCACAGCUCAUAGUCAGGUUCAAUCCACAGCUCAUAGUCAGGUCCAAUCCACAGCUCAUAGUCAGGUCCAAUCCACAGCUCAUAGUCAGGUCCAAUCCACAGCUCAUAGUCAUGUUCAAAUAUCAGACACAGACUCUGUUCUUGAAGCUGCAGUAAACAGCAUAUUAGACUGUUAGUCAAUUGUAUUUGUUUGUUUGUUGUUUUUGUGUUGAAAAGAUGUGUUUUAUAUCACAAUGACUAUGUGAGUUAAAUCCAAUAUGUGAGGAUGCCCUUUGGCAAAGUUUAUGCACACCGCUCGUAAGUUGCUGGUUUGGUAGAGAACACCUUCCAUAUAGUUGCAGUUUGUAGAUAAAACUUUUGUAGCCCUUCUAUGGCUAUGCACAAUUUUCUGCCACCAUCUAGUCACCCAUCCCUGGAAAAAGACAGGACCUCAACCUCAAAUUCUCAGUUUUUUUUUUUACCAUUUAAGCAUGGGCAACAUAGGCAAAAUCCCCUGUCAUGGUAAAUGUAUUUUUUUUUAAUCAUAGUAAUGUAUAUAAUCACAAUAUGCACUUUUUGUAGAAAGUUUUUUUUUUGCUUUUGUCAAAAAGCCCACAUUUGAUGACCAAUCUGUUUGUGCCUUUAUUAUUAUUUUUUUUUUAGACAAACCCCAGUCAUGUUUAUUUGAAGUUCUGUAUGAACGAAA
Trichomycterus rosablanca is the source of this 3307-nucleotide messenger RNA. It is a transcript of the gene bicral, whose product is annotated as BICRA like chromatin remodeling complex associated protein. The coding region runs from base 33 to 2798 and encodes 921 amino acids. The record is from RefSeq and is a predicted model, not a curated record. Lineage: Eukaryota; Metazoa; Chordata; Actinopteri; Siluriformes; Trichomycteridae. Gene Ontology annotation, biological process: positive regulation of DNA-templated transcription. The transcript is spliced from 11 exons. Gene Ontology annotation, cellular component: SWI/SNF complex.